GAGGCGCGCAGGGAUAAAUGUAUACGCACGGGUCUACGGAGCUUUUAGUUGACAGCUCAGUACGUAGGACGGAACAAGUAGACGCAGCUUAGUGUGCGCGUGAGGAGGUGUUGUUUAGCCGCCUCGUGUUAUUCGGUUCUUGUGCUUUGGAGAGCCUCGUGGCGGACAGUCGGUGACUCGUCUGUGAAGAAAGACUUUCAUGGAGCUGGUGGAGAGGCCGGUCUUCGUGGUCGUCCUCGAUCAUCGGAGGCUGCGCCACAUCGUCAUUGGACUUUGCUUACUCGUUGCGAUAAACAAAGUGACCUGUCAGUUGGAUCUGCCGCCGUUACGCGAUGACAGAUACGACAGUCAAAGGCCACAGGAUGGCAGAUACGAUUAUAACGACGGGGGCAGAGCCCAUCAGAACAACGGAUACGGUCUAGGGGACGAAAGACGUCCAGCGCAGGACGAUCGGUACGACACGAACGAUGGCAGGAGGCCAUCUCAGGACAACCGAUAUAGCUGGAACGACGGGAGAAGACCGGUGCAGGACGAUAGGUACGACAGGGACGAGGGCAGGAGACCGUUGCAAGAUCAGCCGGGACGAGGUGGCGAUGGUUACGGUCACAGCGGCACCAGGAGACCACAGGAAUUCGAUUACAGGAACCUCUUGGCCAGUCUCGAUUUCGUUGGUACGCAAACGUGCAGCAAUAAUGUUGCCGCCCAAUGGAAUUAUGAGACGAACGUGAACGAAGUGACGCAAUUGCAAGCGCUGCAAGCCCAGAGGCUCUACGCUGAUUUUCAAUACCAAGCUUGGCUGCAGAUCAGCCAGAUUGAUCCGAAUUCGGUGAGGGAGCCAACGAUCAGGAGGCGGCUGAGAUAUCUUUCGGCUGUUGGUCCAGCGGCUCUGCCGCCCGAUCAACUCGACAGGUACAACCGCAUUAUCAACGAUAUGCUGUCUAUAUAUAACAGUGCGACAAUUUGUGCGUACAAGGAUCCUCUAAACUGCGGAUUCCGUCUAUUUCCUGAAAUAUCGCAAAUCAUGGCUCGAAGUCGCGAUUGGGACGAAUUGCAAUGGGUCUGGCUCGAGUGGAGACGACGAAGCGGUUCUCAAAUGAAGAGCCUCUACCAACAGUUGGUCGAUCUCAAUAACGAGGCUGCCCAUAUUAAUAACUUUACGGAUGCUGCAGCGUACUGGCAAUUCCCUUACGAGUCUUACAAUUUUGAGCGCGACGUCAACGAGGUUUGGGAAGAGAUUAAGCCUUUGUACGAGGAAUUACACGCUUACAUUAGAAGGAAGCUUCGAGAUCUUUAUGGACCAGAAAAGAUUAGCGGACACGCGCCAUUGCCAUCUCACAUCCUUGGUAAUAUUUGGGGACAGUCGUGGACAAAUAUUUUGGACGUCACACUGCCGUAUCCUGGAAAAAAUUACCUGGACGUGACACAGGAAAUGCAGGCGCAGGGUUACACGCCGAUCGACAUGUUCAGAGUUGGAGAAGACUUUUUCUUGUCCUUGAACUUGAGCGCAUUGCCCCCAGAAUUUUGGGCGGGAAGUUUAAUCGUUGAUCCAGGUGAUAGAUCCCUCAUAUGUCAAGCUUCAGCUUGGGAUUUUUGUAAUCGCAUUGAUUACAGAAUAAAAAUGUGCACGAAAGUAACUAUGAAGGAUCUUAUAACCGUUCAUCAUGAAAUGGCUCAUAUUCAGUACUUUUUGCGCUACAGUCAUCUACCACGGGAAUUCCGUGAUGGUGCUAAUCCUGGUUUUCACGAAGCGAUCGGGGAGGCAAUCGCUUUAAGCAUAGCGACUCCGAAACAUUUGCAAACUCUGGGAUUAAUGAAUAAAUUUGUCGAUGAACGAGCCGCCGAUAUAAACUAUCUCUUUUCUUUGGCAAUGGAAAAAUUGGUUCUACUCCCUUACAGUAUUGCCUUAGACAAAUGGCGCUGGGAUGUAUUCCGAGGAGUUGUUAGCAAGGAGGAAUAUAAUUGUCAUUGGCAUCGAUUGAAAGAGCGUUAUUCGGGCACGAAGCCACCA
This is a messenger RNA of Ceratosolen solmsi marchali, 2008 nucleotides long. RefSeq names its product angiotensin-converting enzyme Ance-3 (gene Ance-3). Lineage: Eukaryota; Metazoa; Arthropoda; Insecta; Hymenoptera; Agaonidae. The record is from RefSeq and is a predicted model, not a curated record. The transcript is spliced from 10 exons. The annotation marks the transcript as partial. Gene Ontology annotation, biological process: proteolysis. Gene Ontology annotation, molecular function: peptidyl-dipeptidase activity; metallopeptidase activity. Gene Ontology annotation, cellular component: plasma membrane.